Carassius auratus (goldfish) is the source of this 1211-nucleotide messenger RNA. Its product is annotated as bisphosphoglycerate mutase-like. The transcript is spliced from 3 exons. Gene Ontology annotation, molecular function: intramolecular phosphotransferase activity. Gene Ontology annotation, biological process: glycolytic process. NCBI's taxonomy places the organism in Eukaryota, Metazoa, Chordata, Actinopteri, Cypriniformes, Cyprinidae. The record is from RefSeq and is a predicted model, not a curated record. Bases 128 to 907 code for a protein of 259 amino acids.
AAGAAGUGUCACUCAAGCAAACGGUUUCGCGUUUUGUUGAUGCUGCUGUGAUAGUUCCUGUAGCGGCAGCUGCUCUGAGUCUGAGCUGGGCGGUUUUUUUUAAAGGUCUCCGUACUGCAUCAUCUGGAUGUCCAAACACAAACUCUUCCUUCUCCGACACGGGGAGGGCACCUGGAACAAAGAGAACCGCUUCUGCAGCUGGGUUGAUCAGAAACUGAGUGAGAAUGGGGUGGUGGAAGCCCAAGAAUGCGGCAGGCUCCUGAAAGAGCAGGGCUACCAGUUCGACCAGGUUUUUACCUCCAUACUGAGCCGCUCCAUCCAGACGGCCUGGUUGUUGCUGGAGGCCAUGGGACAAGAGUGGGUCCCAGUCACCAAAUCCUGGAGGUUAAACGAGCGCCAUUACGGGGCCCUGAUCGGCCUCAAUCGGGCUGAGAUGGCUUUAAACCACGGGGAGGAAAAGGUUAAACUGUGGAGGCGUAGCUAUGACAUCACGCCACCCCCCAUUGAUGAGACACAUCCCUAUUAUGGUGAAAUUUACAACGACCGCCGAUACAGUACGUGCGAUGUUCCAAAAGAGGAACUGCCCAAAACAGAAAGUUUAAAGAAAGUGUUGGACAGACUUCUUCCGUUCUGGAAUGAUGUCAUUGUACCAGUGAUCAAGAGUGGCCAAACCGUCCUCAUUUCUGCACAUGGCAACAGCUGCAGGGCUUUGCUGAAAUAUUUGGAAGAUAUAUCAGAAGCGGACAUUGUGCAUGUAACGCUGCCCACAGGGGUACCAGUCUUGCUGGAGCUGGACGGAGAUCUUCGACCGGUCAAGCCCCGUCAGCUUCUGGGCGACCAGGCCAAAAUUCAGGCGGCCAUCAAACAGGUGGAGGAUCAAGGGAAGGUUCAUGCACAAAAUAAAUAAGGACAUACUGUUAUGUGUGUCUGAGGUAGACCAGUUUCUGCUUACAGUGGUACUGUAUUUUAGAAAUCAUGAAUAGUUAUACAAGUCAAUAUUUAGAAUUCAAGCACUGGUUACUGAUCCAAAAUGCAGACAUGGCACAUAAAUAUUUUGUCAUAGCAAGAUGUCUGUAGACCAAAUAAUGAAAAAGAUAUUGAUAUAACAUUAUUUAAAAUGAUCAUUUAAUAACGUGUUGUUGUUUUUUGUUAGCAUGUUUAUUUUCCGAUGCAUUUUAGGCCACAGAAAACCAGUGGUGCCUUCCUUUGGG